This is a messenger RNA of Harmonia axyridis, 1095 nucleotides long. Its product is annotated as endocuticle structural glycoprotein SgAbd-2-like. The transcript has 4 exons. The record is from RefSeq and is a predicted model, not a curated record. Bases 92 to 730 code for a protein of 212 amino acids. NCBI's taxonomy places the organism in Eukaryota, Metazoa, Arthropoda, Insecta, Coleoptera, Coccinellidae. Gene Ontology annotation, cellular component: chitin-based extracellular matrix. Gene Ontology annotation, molecular function: structural constituent of chitin-based larval cuticle.
GGAGUGGUAGGUAAUCUUCACAAGAAGAGUGGAAGGUAUAAAUAUGAUAUAGAUCUGUUUCGACUCCAUUAGUUCCAAAGUGCUAAGCGAAAUGAGACAUUUGAUAAUUGUAAGUGCUAUAUUAGCAUUCGCCUGGGCUCAACCUCAACAGGCCAGGAGAUCUCCACAACCCUUCCAACCCCCAAGACAACAGUACAAUCAAUAUGAAAACGAGGAAAAUUCAGAGCAAUAUCAAAAUGAGAAUAAUGAAAAACAACAAUAUUAUUCACAAGUGAAAUCGAAUGAACCCAAUGAAAGGAUAAGGUCAACCACAUUCAUACCUAUCAUCAGAUUCGACAAAGAACAAGGAACUGAUGGAAGCUACAAAACAUCAUGGGAAACUGGCAAUGACAUCUUCGCUGAAGAGGAAGGAUACCUUAAAUCUUUGGGACCUGAUCCAGAUGAGGAAGGACAGAACCUCAACGCUCAAGUUCAACAAGGAUCCUACUCUUACACCUCUCCUGAUGGUCAAAAUAUAACCGUACACUACAUUGCUGAUGAAACUGGAUUCCAUCCAACUGGAGAUCAUUUGCCUACCCCACCACCAGUUAGUCCUGAAGUUCAAAAAGGUUUGGAUCUCAUCUACGAAGGAAUCAGGGCCCAACAGGAAGCUGCUGAAAGAGAAGCUCGUGAAAAUCCAAACGCUCCAAGGAAAGAACAAUUUAAUGAUGACGGCCAGUACAGACAGUAAGCUGAAAUGAAAAUUUCUGUGAUGCAUCGAAUCGAAUAUUCUACUAUCUUUGUGAUUUAUUCCAUAAAACUCAAAAUUUCAGAACCAUUGUAAUUGUCCUAAUGGCUGCAUGAUUUGAAGUGUUUAUAAUCUCAGUUACUGUCAAAUUGUUUCGUACAAAAAAUAGCAUGAAUUUAUGAGAAAUAAUGUAUUAUACCAUUUGAUGAACUUCAUCAACAAAAUGAUUAACACACAUUCUCAGACUGAAGACAUACCCUUAUGUGACUUUAAGUGUGUUCUUAGAUAAGUAUAGGGAACUAUAAUACAAAUGAUUGUUAUAAUGUUUUAAUUAAUUUUAUAUGAAUAGAAUAAAUAUUUUCAAUGAA